GCAUAUUUAAAAAGCACACGGAUUCCAAAACUCAGAUAUUUCUCCUGCCGGUUAGCUCAUCCUGCUCUCUGAGAAACUGCCUGGCUUACUUUCUCCAUGCGUCUGCCUGUCUGUCAAUCAACCGCCAUGUUGGAACACACGCUCCUGGUGCUGCUGCUGACCCAGUACUCCAUACAAGGAGGCGUUAGACCUCAGAGUGGAACCCUGGAUAGACUGGCACCAAGUCGAGGUGCAGCUCUCGGAGGUACUGGGCUCGGGGCAAAGCUUGGAGGCGCUGGUGUCCUCGGAGCUCGUGGUUACGGUGGAGCAAAGGCAGGGAAGACAGGCACCGGCCGCUAUCUGGGAGCGGGAGGAUACAGGCCCUUGGGUACUAGAGGAGGUGUGAAACAAGGGUUCGGCACUCCUCUGGCGGGCUACGGUACUGGUUUGGGAAUGAGCCUGGGGGCGGGCCCGGGUCUCAGUAAUGGCAUGGCACUUGGACUGGCACCCCAGGUAGGAAGACUGGGAGGACGAGGAUACACUAAUGGCUAUGGACUUCAGCCAGGUUACGGAGCUGGUGUAUACCCUGGACGUGGAGGAGCCAAGGCCCACAAACCAGCCAGGACUGGUUACGGCCUGGGUGCGGCUGGCUAUCCUGCAGCAGGACUGGCUAACGGCUAUGGAGCAGGACUUGGCCCAGCUGCAUAUCCACAAGCAGGGAAACUGGGCUUUGGCAGCGUGUAUGGCGUUAACGGCUAUGGCCAUGGCUACAGCGCAGGUCUGGGAGCUGGGGGCUUCGGAACUCCGGGUCUGGGCCUUGGUCUGAGCAGUAUUCCAGAUGCCAAAGCUGGAAAGUAUGGGGGCGCCACUGCAGGCUCUGUGCUCGGUGCUGCUGGUGGCCAAGCUGUUGUGUCUGCUGGGCUUGGCCCUCAAAGCAAAGUAGGCAGCUAUGGAGGGGCCCCUUACGUAGGGCAGCGGACAGGUCUGGGACCUGACACCACUCUGGGUGGGGCUGGGGGUCCUGUCCUGGAACCUGUGACUGGUGGAGAGGCCAGUCAGCUUUUGUACAAUGGGGCUCCAGUCAUUCCUGCUGGACUGGAAGGUGAUAAUGGCUAUUCCUAUGGACCUCAGCAGCUCAGUCUUGGAACUGAUGGAAGAAAGUUGUCAUAUGACGAUGGGAGAGAAUACAGAGCACAGCCUGCAGGCUACGAUGCAGCCCUUGGGCCUGGAGGCAUAGGGCUCCAUGGAGCAAGCAAAGAGGCCAGCCAGUAUGACCUGGGCGGUUUCUACGGAAACAGAAUCAAAGGUUGAUCUCCAUGGCGACCAGGUGUUACCCAGCAUGAUCUCUGGCUUUGCCCCAACCUCCAUGUGAUCCUUUGAGCUGUUCCUCGUUGUGCAGUUCACGUCUGUAUGUGUAAUUUGUCUGUUAUUGUGUGUGUGUGUGUGUUGGAUGUAGUAUUUCUGAUGGAGGCCUUAUGGUUGUGCUAUUGUCAUCUGUGACUUUCUCUCUCUGUCUUGUCCCUGCUGUUGAGUUGAGGAGUGACCUGCUCUCUUUGAGGGUUGAUGUAUCUAACUAAAACCUCUUGAGCACUGUUUAUGGUUGUAUAUUCAUUCUCAUUAACACUAAACCUUUUCCCUUA
Electrophorus electricus (electric eel) is the source of this 1619-nucleotide messenger RNA. RefSeq lists its product as uncharacterized. The record is from RefSeq and is a predicted model, not a curated record. NCBI's taxonomy places the organism in Eukaryota, Metazoa, Chordata, Actinopteri, Gymnotiformes, Gymnotidae.